Molecule: messenger RNA, 629 nt
Organism: Micropterus salmoides (largemouth bass)
Lineage: Eukaryota; Metazoa; Chordata; Actinopteri; Centrarchiformes; Centrarchidae
Product: mas-related G-protein coupled receptor member B4-like
Exons: 2
Coding region: 19-567 (182 amino acids)
Biological process (GO): positive regulation of Rho protein signal transduction; phospholipase C-activating G protein-coupled receptor signaling pathway
Cellular component (GO): membrane
Molecular function (GO): G protein-coupled receptor activity
Source: RefSeq, a predicted model, not a curated record
CUGAUUCAGUUCUGCUGCAUGAUCGUUGAGGUGGCAAAACCUGAGGAUUGGAGGAUACGUUACAUCUUCAUGUCUAUUUACAUCUCUGCUCUGUUUGCCAGUGUUUACUUCAUGGUCUGCAUCUCCCUGGAAAGGUAUUUGGUCAUCGCCCACCCUCUGUGGUACCGCUGCAGACGAACCAUCAAGACCUCUGUGGUGCUCUGUGUCCUGGUCUGGGUCCUUUCUCCUGUCUGUGCCAUCGUAUUAGAUUUCGGUAAUUAUCUGGCCACAUACAUGAUCCUCACCGUCUUCCUCCUCCUUCCCUUCCCACUGUUAAUCUUCUUCCUGGUUGGGACCCUCAAAGCCCUGUCUGCUUCCAUCUCGGUCCCCUCUGAUGAAAAUCGACGAAUUGUGGGAAUUUUGGUUCUGGUGCUGCUUAUUUACACUCUGCUGUUCCUGCCCACCAUCAUUUGGUUCUUGAAAGUAUACACUGACAAUAACCGAUUGGUAGACUCCAGACUCAACCUUCUGUAUCUUACAAUUGUUAGAUUCAGUCCUCUUGCAGACUUGUCCUGUAUGUGUUCAUGAGGAAAGGGUUCAUAGACAAGCUUUUGGCCUCUGUGUGUUGCUGCAGAAUGGACAGCAAUGAU